Molecule: messenger RNA, 1402 nt
Organism: Salvia hispanica
Lineage: Eukaryota; Viridiplantae; Streptophyta; Magnoliopsida; Lamiales; Lamiaceae
Source: RefSeq, a predicted model, not a curated record
UUUGAAAAACCCAUUCGAAUCUGAGCUGACCUACUCUCACACUCUCUCUCUAGAAAUUUAUCCCCCAAAUCUCGACCACCACCGCCGCCGCCGCCGGAAGCAAUGGGGAAAGGCGGUGCGCUCUCCGACGGCGUGGUGAAGAAGAUCAUGCUCUCCUACAUGUAUGUGGCGAUCUGGAUCUUCCUCUCCUUUACCGUCAUCGUCUACAACAAGUACAUCCUGGAUCGGAAGUUGUACAAUUGGCCCUUCCCCAUCUCCCUCACCAUGAUCCACAUGGCCUUCUGCUCCUCCCUCGCCUUCGCCGCCGUCCGCGUCUUCCGCUUAGUCGAGCCCGCCGCCCUCUCCCGCCGCGUCUACCUCUCCUCCGUCGUCCCAAUCGGCGCCCUCUACUCCCUCUCCCUCUGGCUCUCCAAUUCCGCCUACAUCUACCUCUCCGUCUCCUUCAUCCAGAUGCUCAAAGCGCUAAUGCCCGUCGCCGUCUACUCCAUCGGAAUCCUCCUCAAAAAGGACGCCUACAAGUCCACCACCAUGUCCAACAUGCUCGCCAUCUCCGUCGGCGUCGCAAUCGCCGCCUACGGCGAGGCGAAGUACGAUUCCUGGGGAGUGUUCCUCCAAUUAGGCGCCGUUGUGUUCGAGGCGACGCGGCUGGUGAUGAUCCAAAUCCUCCUCACCUCCAAAGGAAUCAAUCUCAACCCAAUCACGUCUCUCUACUACGUCGCCCCCAGCUGCUUCCUCUUCCUCUCGAUCCCGUGGCUAAUCGUCGAAUUCCCCUUGCUGAGGCAGCAAACCGCCGCGUUCCACUUCGAUUUCCUCAUCUUCGGCACCAAUUGCCUCUGCGCCUUCGCGCUGAAUCUCGCCGUGUUCCUCCUCGUCGGGAAGACCUCCGCAUUGACCAUGAAUGUCGCCGGAGUCGUCAAGGAUUGGCUGCUGAUCGCAUUCUCGUGGUCGGUGAUUAAGGAUACCGUGACGCCGGUGAAUCUGAUCGGCUAUGGAUUGGCGUUUAUCGGCGUCGCCUACUACAAUCACUCGAAAUUGCAGGCGCUGAAGGCGAAGGAGGCGCAGAAGAAGCCGGCGGCGGCGGAUGAGGAAGCGGCGAAGCUGAUAACGGAGAGAGAAGGAGAUGGGAAUGGGAAGAAGGGAGAUUCGCAGGCUUGAAUUGGGGAUUUUAUGUAAAUUAGGUUUACUGAUUAGCAGAGGCUUUGUUGCAAUAAAUGUGAUGAGGAAGAAAUUUGGGGAUUCAAGGCAUGAUCCAAUCUGGUAAAUUUUGCUUGAAUUUCCCUUAUUUUUCUUUCUUUUCUACACCCACAUUUAUAUGUAACAUUUACUGGCACAAAAAUUUCCCCCCUGAUUUCAUGUAAUUUUCACCAUUUUGUUUCAUAUUCCCAAAUUUGUUCUAUUUCUA